ACAUGCACGCAUCAUUUUCGAUUCUUGUUUAUUUUGUGAAAGCAAAACCCUUAGCCUCCUCCUCGCGUUUCCUCUUCGCACCCAAAAAAGAAAAAUCUAUCUUUCGCUCAAACGUGAUCCGAACGCAGUCAGUGGGUUAUAAUGCCGUAGGUCCUGCUCAAGGAUUGGAUCAUCAUUCAAUGAUAGGCGAUGAGGAGCCCGUUCGAGAUUCAACACAAACUAUGAGGCUGCACUUUAAUGGUGACGAUGGCGUUCUUAGAGAUAGGAUGCUCGUAGGAGAGGAGACAAGGCAGUUCAAGGACUUGUGCUUUGGUUACGAUGAUGAAGACGACGAUAUGGAGUGCUGCGUUGUUUGUCUACAUGAGUCCGAUAAGGACGCGGAGAUAAGUCAAGUAUCACAGCAUGCAGCCACUUCUUCCACCGGGCUUGUCUUGAAAGCUGGCUGUCGGAUCACUGCGGCUCCACCUGCCCUCCCUGUUGCAUGCCCAUCUCUUCGUUUUCACUGUAACGCAUUUCAUGAUUAGCCUCUGUUCUUCACUCAGGCCUUCUAUGCUUUUGUUUUUGGGUCUGUGAGAAUGGCUUGUAACAUGGGAGAACAAAUAAAACAAGGUUCUUUUUUUA
Asparagus officinalis (garden asparagus) is the source of this 621-nucleotide messenger RNA. RefSeq lists its product as uncharacterized. Bases 3 to 524 code for a protein of 173 amino acids. Lineage: Eukaryota; Viridiplantae; Streptophyta; Magnoliopsida; Asparagales; Asparagaceae. The record is from RefSeq and is a predicted model, not a curated record. The transcript has 2 exons.